GCCAAUUUUUGUUACAGCUUUCAGUUUCACAUAAAAACAUUACUGCAACAUCAACUAUCAACUUAGAUCUAAUUCUAGAUCUAGAUCUAGAUUCUAAUUCGUUGUUGCAUUUAAUUUCGGAUAUGCUACAACUUGGGUUGAUACAAUUAUUAUUUAAAUUAGAACUACAAUGGAUGAGGAAAUAAAGCUGUGUAUACAAGAAAUAAACCCUCAUGUUGUUUGUUCAUUAUGUGGGGGUUAUUUUAUUGAUGCUACAACUAUUACUGAAUGCCUGCACACAUUCUGCAAGAGCUGUAUAGUGAAAUAUUUGAUGAACUGCAAGCAUUGUCCUCAGUGUCAACUCAAGGUCCAUGAGACACAUCCUUUAUUUUUGCUUCGGCCUGACAGAACCUUGCAAGAUAUAGUUUAUAAGCUGAUUCCUAACCUUUUUGAAAAUGAAGAAUUGCGUAGAGAAGAAUUCAACAAGUCAAGAGGAAUGGCCAUAGAUAAAAAACCUGGAAAUAAAACUGAAGAACCUGUUGUACCUAGGUUGUCUAGUAUCAUCAACAAUCCAGAUGGACAUUUGUACAAAAAUGAUGAGCAAAUUUGCCUUUGUCUAGAGAAAUACAGAUCUCAGCGUGUUUUGUAUCAUGGUAAAGUUCUCAGCCUGCGAUCUUUAGACAGAAAGUUUUUACGAUGUUCCAUUCGUGUUCUUGUUUCUCAUUUAAAGGCAAUGCUGUACAAAAAACUUGCUAUACCAAUUGAUUUACAGAUUGAAGUAAUGUGUGAUCGUGAAAUUUUAGCUGAUGAAGUUUCCAUGAAACAGAUAUUCCUCUUGAACUGGUUUGGCAAGGAAACACCAAUGGUCUUGUUCUAUCGAUUUCAUGAAACACCAGAAAAUGGGAUCACUUAAGUUAAAAAACAGAAGUGUUAACCAAACAUUAUCAUCAGAUGCUCUAAACUGCAUUAGUAGUACUAGUAGUUCUAUGGUAAACCUUUAAUCUAUGAUAUUAAUGAAUGUUUCCAAUGUAUGGCUCAAUAGUUGACCUAUUGCAUGGAUCUGUGUUUUUGUCCAUUUAUUAUCUUGUAUAGUUUACUACACACCAACUUCAAGUUAUUAUUAUUAAAUAUGGUACUAGAAAUUUAUUACAUUUGUGUAAAAUUUUUUAUAAAUGCCAAAAUAGCAUUGUAUAAUACGCCGACAAUUAGAAGUUAUGUCAAUUAGCCAACUUUAUGAAUGAUUAUUUAAUUGUGACUUACAUUCAAUAAUUCAAAUUAUUUGUACACAUCUGUUAAUAUCAAAGUAUACUGUCCUUUGUUAAAUAAUGCAUGUAUUAAUGUAUAAUGGCUAUAGCAUAAUUUAUGUAAAUUUGCCCCUGAACGAACAGCCCUUUAUUUAAACUUUUUUAGAUUUUAGUAUAGAACAUGAAUAGAUUUAAUUUGCUUUUUUAAAAAUGAUCUGUCAUGGUAGGUUUUUUUUUAUAUACAAGAAACAAGAGAGUUAAUAGAAGUUUAUGGUAAUAUUUUUACAAUGUCACUUAUGGAGCACUUGAUAUUUUAUGACCAUAAAACAUACAAUGACUAUAUAAUUAGAAUUCUCUACUGAAAAA
Messenger RNA from Physella acuta, 1589 nucleotides. RefSeq names its product polycomb group RING finger protein 1. NCBI's taxonomy places the organism in Eukaryota, Metazoa, Mollusca, Gastropoda, Physidae. Gene Ontology annotation, cellular component: PRC1 complex. The record is from RefSeq and is a predicted model, not a curated record. Gene Ontology annotation, molecular function: promoter-specific chromatin binding. Gene Ontology annotation, biological process: negative regulation of transcription by RNA polymerase II.